Messenger RNA from Polistes dominula (European paper wasp), 793 nucleotides. RefSeq names its product U6 snRNA-associated Sm-like protein LSm8. Gene Ontology annotation, cellular component: U6 snRNP; U4/U6 x U5 tri-snRNP complex; precatalytic spliceosome. Gene Ontology annotation, molecular function: mRNA binding. NCBI's taxonomy places the organism in Eukaryota, Metazoa, Arthropoda, Insecta, Hymenoptera, Vespidae. The record is from RefSeq and is a predicted model, not a curated record. Gene Ontology annotation, biological process: mRNA splicing, via spliceosome.
UUUAUAAUAUAAAAUGUCAAAAAAUGUAUCAAGUAAUGUCGCCUGUAUCAACCAAUAGCAGCACGUUAUUUAUUUGACGGUUUUUCAUUCAGAAAUUUUACUUAUAUUAUAAUUCCUGUUCUUUUCCCACUAACGUAAUAUUAGAUUUUCUGUGGAUUUUUUUGCUUCAAUAAUAAUUCUACAUUUAGAUUCAUUUAAAUAUACCAUGCAUUUAGUUAUAAUACAGUGACAGAUAAUUAAGAAUUGAUAAUGGCAUCAGGGUUAGAAAGCUACGUAAAUCAUACAGUUUCUAUCAUCACUUCAGAUGGUAGAAACUUUAUUGGAACAUUAAAAGGAUUUGAUCAAACAAUUAAUAUUAUAUUAGAUGAAUCACAUGAGAGAGUAUAUAGUACAACACAAGGUGUAGAACAAGUUGUUUUGGGUUUGCACAUUAUCAGAGGAGACAAUGUAGCAAUUGUAGGAGAAUUAGACGAUGAAAUGGAUGCACGGUUAGAUUUGUCAGCCAUCCGAGCUGAUCCAUUAAGCCCUAUCACGCAUUGAAAAAGUAUUUAUUAUAUGAAAUAUUUCACCGAUAAAGACAAAUACAUUUGUAUUUGUACAAAAGAUUAACUCUUGGAUGAUCAUACAAAUGUUCAUGUUUUUAUAAUUAUAUUUAAUGUACUUGUAUUUAAAAAAGUUUGCAGAGCAAAUACACAAUUAUUUACAUUAUUAAAAUAAAGCCAAAAAAAUAACAUCCUAUAUCAAUAAACUGUACAAAUAUCUUAUAAUAUAAUAAACCACAUUUUUUGAUAAA